Messenger RNA from Dissoconium aciculare CBS 342.82, 1176 nucleotides. Its product is annotated as synaptobrevin-domain-containing protein. Gene Ontology annotation, biological process: vesicle-mediated transport. Gene Ontology annotation, cellular component: membrane. The transcript is spliced from 2 exons. The record is from RefSeq and is a predicted model, not a curated record. The coding region runs from base 247 to 1011 and encodes 254 amino acids. NCBI's taxonomy places the organism in Eukaryota, Fungi, Ascomycota, Dothideomycetes, Mycosphaerellales, Dissoconiaceae.
AUCACGUGCGACGGGAGGACAUCGUCAUAGUGCAGUUUGAAGCCGGAGGUCGUCCAGCAGAGAGCCUCUCUUGCUUACAUGCAUUCUUUGCGAAUCACACAGAACACAUCUUCUUCCACUGCUGCCAUUGUCCCUCCAAGAUCGUUCGCAGUAAUCACAAAGAAUCCAAAGAUCGACGUCAGAAGACACCGUGACUGCAUCCUAUCUUCGACGUCGUCCUAGCAUACACUGCUGCCUUUGCUCAACAUGGCCUCCGGCUCCACGCCCGCUACGCCUCUGCUCUAUUCCGCAAUCGCCUACAAAGACACCAUCCUUGCAGAACAUACAACGUCGGCUGCAGCAGGUACCGUUGCCACCAAGCUCGCCGCCCUAGUGUUGCCUAAAAUCACCCACACCGCGGCGCAGAAAUUGACCUACGAGCACAAUGACGAUCUGGUACACUAUGUUGCAGACGCCGCGCCCUCCUCGCGUGAUCCAGCACAUCUCAGUGCUGCGGGAUUGACCUACCUCGUCGUCGCCAAACGCCCUCUCGGCAAACGUGUUCCCUUCACCUACCUCCUCGCGACCAAGCAGCGUUUCCUCAAGGACUACGACCCGGAACGGACCGAUUUCGCCUCCUUGCCUGCCUACGGGGCCGCCGCUUUCAACGUCCAGCUCAAGAGGUUGAUGCAGGAGUUCGCCUCUGGUACCGCACAGGGUGGAGACCUCGCCGAAGGUGGAGAUGCUUUCGCAUCAGUACAGGCCGAGCUGGAUAGCGUGCGAGGGAUCAUGACUGAGAACAUCGAGCGUGUGCUGGAGCGCGGCGAGCGGAUCGACCUCCUGGUUGACAAGACGGAUCGGCUGGGCGGGAGCGCGACGGAAUUCCGUGUGCGAAGUCGUGGGCUGCGGAGAAAGAUGUGGUGGAAGAACGUGCGCUUGAUGGUGCUCUUGGCCGUCGUCAUCGUCUUCUUGAUCUAUCUACUUGUGGGCUUUGGAUGCGGAUUGCCAACGUGGUCGCGCUGCAUAGCAUGAUGCUCAAAGUCCUUUGUGGCCACAACGACUCCAUUCCCAUGCCAUUUCCUACAUAACCACUCAAAGCGGAAUUUGCCUGCCCUCUUUCUAUCGAUGAGGUGGUCGUGUCACGAGAACAGACCCGCACCGAGCUACCCAGACCCUGUAUGGGUAACGUCACAUACU